Nylanderia fulva is the source of this 2409-nucleotide messenger RNA. RefSeq names its product angiotensin-converting enzyme-like. Gene Ontology annotation, cellular component: membrane. Gene Ontology annotation, molecular function: metallopeptidase activity; peptidyl-dipeptidase activity. Gene Ontology annotation, biological process: proteolysis. Lineage: Eukaryota; Metazoa; Arthropoda; Insecta; Hymenoptera; Formicidae. The record is from RefSeq and is a predicted model, not a curated record.
UAUCCCUGUCACCUAGAGAAAAUACGAAGAACGGCGCAAAUGCGAGGAGAAAAUGUUCGAAUUGAUUCUCGAAUACGCGGAGAUAAAUGUUUCCGCUUUUCUUGCGAAAGGAUUAAUUCUUUCUGAGAGUGCGACUUUAUCGUAUCGUAAAAUAUGACAAUUAAUCCAAGGCUGCGUUUACAAAAUACAUUCUUCCUUUUCCUCGUCGCAUGUGUCGUUCUUCGUAUCAGUGAUGCUGUUUCAAAAAUACAAGAGAUUAAUUAUGGAAUGUUUGACCGGAUGAAUAAUGAAUUUGAAUUACUGAAUCGAGCGAUCGCUAAUUUAGAAUGGCAAACCUUCAAAAAUUAUUCCAGCGUACCAUUAGAAGUGUAUAUGCAAUUUGUCCAAUUAAAACUAAAUCGAAGAAAUGAAUGGUGCGCACAAUUUAUGGACCUUCAAGAUAAUGGAGUAUCCGUGAAUCCAAAAUUGCUGCGCUUUUUGUGCAAAGGGCCAAAAUACACCAAUGAAAUGGCAACAGAGAUUACUGUUAUCAAAGAAUUGUUGUCAUCCGUAUAUGGUUCUGCACAGAUUUGUAAAAUUGAAGAUUAUAAAUGGAAAUGUUAUAACGAUGAAUCAGACGCGACAAAAUUAAUGGCGACUUCGAGAAACGAAAGAGAAUUACGUUGGAUUUGGACUGCUUGGAGAAAUCGUAUGAGUCAUACAAAAGAACUUUUUAGACUAUUAGUUAAUCUCCAAAAUAUUGCUGCGCAAAAGAAUGGCUACGCUGAUAUCGGAGAAUACUGGAGGGAGGAGUUUGAGAUUCCAGAUUUGGAGGACAUGUUCGAAGAAAUGUAUCAACGUAUCAAGCCAUUAUAUCGUCUUCUUCACGCUGUUGUGAGAUUCCAUCUCGCGAGAUUGUAUCCCGACGUUGUUGAUGUGUCUCUGCCAAUUCCCGCUCAUUUGUUAGGUAACUUGUGGUCGCAAAGUUGGGAAGCGUUGAUCGACGUGAUAUUUCCAAAUUACACCACGAUUAUGCCGAACCUAACAAACGCAAUGAUACAAAAAAAUUAUAAUGUUAUUAAAAUGAUAAAAAAGGCAAAUGAUUUUUACAUGUCUCUUGGAUUUCCCUCCUUGACGCCAGAAUUUUGGAAAAAUUCUAUCUUUGAACAAAAAAUGGGUAGGAGAUCCAACUGUCACGCAACUGCUGUCAAUAUGUACAAUAAGAAUGACUUCAGAAUGAUCGCAUGUUUAGAGACGAGGCCAGAAGAUUUUAACGUUAUUUAUCAUGAGAUUGGUCAUAUACAGUAUUAUAUGGCAUAUCAGAAUCAAUCAUCUUUUUUUAAGAAUGGAAUCAAUAGUGCUUUCCACGAGUCGAUAGGCGAUGCUAUUUCGUACAGUGCAACUUCCUUUCGACACAUGCAACGUCUGGGAUUAAUACGUAAUACGUCCACAUCGUUCGUCAGUUCGUCCGAGACUAAUUCACGUUCGCAGAAUUCAUUAGAAAUGGCUAUUCUUCUGACACAAGCUCUGCUCAAAAUACCACAACUGUCCAGCGGAUUGAUAAUAGAAAAAUGGAGAUGGUCUGUCUUCUCUGGCAAGACGAAACCUUCGAGAUACAACACAUUCUGGUGGACUUUGCAUCGUCGAUAUAUGGGCGUCGUGCCGCCGUCACCGAGAUCCGAGAAAUUCUUCGAUCCUAUGGCAAAAUUUCAUGUCGCUCACAGUGUACCUUAUGCUGGAUAUUUUCUGGGAAACUUCCUGCAAAUUCAAUUAUUCCAAGGAAUGUGCGAAGCAUCCUUGGGUCUGUCAGUUGGUUCCACGGCAUUCGAAUUACCUCUUCACAAAUGUGACAUUUAUAGAUCGAGGGAUGCGGGAAAGUUCUUGAGGUCGACGAUGAAACUUGGAAGCAGCGCAGACUGGAGACACGCACUACGUGUGAUAACGGGAUAUUCCGAAUAUCGUGUGGAGCCACUCUUAGCUUAUUAUGAGCCAGUUCGUGAAUGGUUACAACGCGAAGUCGAGCGUCAUAAGAUUCCAGUUGGUUGGGACUGAGACGAGUGAAAUAUCUCGAACUGUUUCUUCAUGUAAGUUUGUGCGCACUUAAUUUCUUUUAACGCACCCUUCUUGUAGAUGUAGUUAAAUAGCACUGCACCAAAUUAUAUUCCAUAGUCCGAUCUGUAAUUAGGAGAUUGCUUGCUCAUUCACACAUGUGUCGUCACAAACUAGACGAUUUCCUUGUACUCGACGAUUGUUGUAUUGAACCCAGACCUUCGUUCGUGAAAAUGUCGAAUUCCUCUCGACUCGUGAGAGCAUUACGAACGUCGUUCACUGUAAUUACUUUGGGGCAUCUGCGAAAUAUAAAAAAAAUGUAAUAUAGAACAGAUAAUAAUAUCAUGUAAUAAUGUCAUACAACAAGAUAUAUGAAAAACA